AUAUAACAUCAUCAUCCUCGCAUACAACCGCCCUUUCCCUGGGAAACAAUGAGGCAGGCUUGAGCGAUUGGAUAUCUGAUAAACGCGAGCUGUUCCUGGGCUGUCAGAUCCGGGGCACCCAGCAACGACGCACAGAGCAUGCGGAAAAAAAUGUGAGCGCUCGUCUCCUCCUCUUCAGCCAGCCCCUAUUCAGUCAAGAGGUGUUGUCGUGGUGGGACGGCGUUUUGCCAGGAGUAAAGGGACAGUUUUACUGCAAUGCUUUCUCCAUAGCUCCGAGUGAGAGCAAGUUACCCGGGAGAAAGGGUGUUGCCUCGCUUUUGCCUGGCCGCACCGUGCACUAGCAACGUCCAUGCACGUUUGCUUAUUUGAAAUUGGACCGAGCCAAUUGAGGACGUCGAGGCAGGUGUGCGGUGUCAUUCGGAAUUGUUCUUGGUAGACGCUGUCCAUUUUCCCGUCUCAUAUCAGAUUUGUAUGGACUUUAAUUCCGGUCAAGCAGGCCCCUGUCGACUAGGUUGAUACAGUAUUUUGUUGCAGAGCGAAUUUCUUCAGAUGUCUCCGCGUUCGCUUUGAGGAACGGACAGACUACUCUGGAUUUAAAGCCUGAGGUGGAGUGUGGAAUUGUGAUCGCCGAUGUCCGUCUAACCCAAAUAAGUCUCCCUGCUUUUUGAUUUUUAUGACGGAAAGUGUACCCAGCGACGGUAGAACUGUUAGGAGAACUCUUCAACAUGAAUACAGAUAGCGGAGGACACACUCGCAAAAGCACCGCCUUGCUAGUCACCCGCUCCCACAUGAAGCGGGUCCAGAGUGUCCCGAAUCUGGCUACAGGGAGCGAGUCUCACUCGUCAGAUUCAGAUGCUUGGAGGUCACGCAGCACCGAUGGCCUAAGGAACGGCGACGACAUCACUUCCUCCUUGGCCGCGAAGGGCUUCCGCAGUGUCAGGCCCAACCUGCAAGACAAGAGGUCCCCCACACAGGCUGUCAAUCAGUUCCCCCUCCCGCCCCCUAGGAGAGAGAGCUACCCCUCCCCCGCCACAGGCGCUAUCCCCCCCUCCUACAGCUCCCUCCUAGCCAAGACCCUUGGACCCGGGAUGCUGGCCCUCUCCAACGAGAAGGCCGUCCUCAAAGAGUCUUACACAGUCAAGAGCAGGUCUUCUUACUCCCACCACCAGAGCACAACCACCACUUCUGUACCCCAAUCUGAACCAGAACCCAACCCCAUCCCGAGUGGCACCAGCAAGGUCAAAGCCUCCACUGCUACUUCCUCCACCACCACCCAGCUUCAGGCUGCAGAGCGCAAGGUGUCCUCCCUCAGACUCACCCCCGUCACCAUCCCUGAUCCCCCCUCCCACCAGCCCAUCCCCCAGCCCGAGGCUCUCACCACCUCCCCUCCUCCCUCUAACCUUCCCCCCCAUAGAGACUCCUCCAUCGGCUCCCAAAGCCAUCACACAGCCUCUCUCUCCAUCCAGAUGGCCCCGCGGAGCCCCAAACCCCCGGGCUCCAAGGCCCCCACCCUAGCUUCUGACCCUGGGGAGGCCAGGAAGGUGAAAGGCCCCCCUCCAGUUCCACCUCGACCGGCCGAAGCGAAUGUGCUGGGCUCGCCUCCUCACCCCUGCUCCCCCGACCACAGUGCCCGGUGCUCCCCUUACAACCGCCACAGCGCCGACUCACUGGACUACCUGGCGGGCCUCAAAGCCCUGUUGCCCACUCCGUACGUCCCGUCCCCAUAUGCCACCUUGGAGCGCGGCGGGGGGGACCGAAUGGACAAAAUUGGCGUAGUCGGCGGUGUUAGCAUUAGCAUGGUUAGUGCUGGUGGAGGUAUGGGGGGCAGGUCACCCUUGCUCUCCCCCGUGACAGUGUCAGCGCUCAGCCAGUAUUCGUCCUCCACGGCAGGCCUCCUGGAGGAGCUCCAGAUCUGCAGCCUGGACUCCCCCGGCGUGUCUCCCUCACCCUCGCCCACCCUCAGCCACAUGUCGUCCACCACGGGCCCCGACGAGGCGCCACUGCUAACCUCCGCUGCUGCCACUAACGGCCAAGCUAUUCAAGUGGCAAUGAAUGGAGGUGCGCCCCACCCCCAGAGACCGUCCUCACCCCCGGCCUACCCCCAUCUCCCUGCCUCGUUCAGCCCAGGAGGAGUUCACGUGCAGAGUCGGAACGCAGAAGGUUCAGAGUCGGUGAUGUCGGGCCACACCAGCAUGAGCAGCACGGUGCCCAUCGCCCGCUUUUCAGAGGAGGAGAAGAGGGUGUCGGUCAUCAAGGCGCCCCACUACGAGGGCAUCGGCCCCGUGGAUGACACGGGCAUCCCCAUCGCCAUUCGCACGACGGUGGAUAGGCCGAAGGACUGGUACAAGACCAUGUUCAAGCAGAUCCACAUGGUUCACAAAGCAGAUGACGACUAUGCCGACGCGCACAACGCCACAUACACUGUCAUCGGUGACAGCGACACACAUGGUCAGUCCUCCAACCCCACCAUGGCAUACCCUCCCCCCAGGACACAAACGUACCGGCCCCUGGCCAAGAGUCCGUCGGGCAGCGGAAGCCCCGGGACCUUUAGGGAGCCCUCCCCCGUGCCUCCGCCACCCCCGCCCAUGCCCUCCCUCCUCCAGCUGAGGUCCAGAGACAGCGACCGGGAGCGAGACUCGCCCGACACCAUCAGGAAUCAGUGGGGCCCUCCCGAUAGGAAAGUGGACACUAGAAAGUACCGCGCUGAACCCCGGAGUAUCUUUGAGUACGAGCCUGGGAAAUCAUCCGCUCUGGAGCAGGAGAGGCCGACCUAUAAGCUAAACCCAGAUGACAUAGAUUUAGAGAACGAGCCUUGGUAUAAGUUCUUCUCCGAGCUGGAGUUCGGCCGUCCGCCUCCUAAAAAACGGCUGGAUUAUAAUCCAGACAUCUGCUCUGGCCGACUCACCGAGACGUCGCUGUACUUCACUCCCACUGCUGACCGGGUUCCAGAGAGGCCGGCGAGUGCUGCCAGUGACUACAGGAAGAGGAGGAAGUCGGAGCCUUCGGGUGACCAGGGCAAGAACCAGGUCUCCCCAAAACAACUGGACCCUUACAGAGGCAGCAGCACACUGAGGAAACCAGCCAUACGCUCCUUCCCCUCCUCCCCCUCCAGAGCCAAAGGUGGGGACGCGUGCGACAUGACCUGCUCCCCCCGUUUGAGCUCUUCCCCGGGCCCGUACCUCCGCUCCCCUCUCUCCCCCGUGCCCUCCAACCUCGCCCACCGUCGCGACAUCGACGGUGCCAACCCGGGGGCUGCCUCCUCGCCCCUCAAGCGCGUCACCUGCUUCAAGAAUGGCUGGCAGACGCGGCGGCAGGACGCCGAGACAUGGAGCAGCGCCGAAGACGCGCCGCCCGCAAAGCUGAGGUCGCGUAGCUGUGACAACCUGCUCAACGACGGGCACCCGGGCGGCACCGGCGGGCACAAGGCUACCCGUUCGGAGAGCGCCGGGUCACUGGUAUUCGACAACCCGUUGCGGCAAACCGCAUCGUCCUCUACCCGCUCCUUGCCUCGCCCGCACCGGCGACGUGCCCACGACGCGCCAGGCUUCCUGAAGCUCUACCGCAAGAUGCACCACAUCGACCGCGCCCAGCUGCUGCCCUCUGACGUCAUCCGCUCGGUCCGUGUCCGCAUCCUGGAGCUGGAGCGCCAGCCGCACCUCUUCCCCCGAAAACUCUCCCCCUGGGGGCCGUCGUGGGGCCUGGAGGUCCCUCGCGAUACGGUGCCAACGCGCAUCUCCACAUACGAGCAACUCAUCCAGAAGUCCAAGUCGAUGCCCGAUUUGGGAGAUAGCGAGGUCCCGUCUGGCGCAACCACGCCCGGCGGGUCAUCGUCCCGCGCCAGUAGUAGCGGGGGAGGAGGCGGCGGGGGCAGGGAGACACCCGUGUACCCCAAACGGCGUUUCUCCAUUGAGUCUCUGCUAGAGGAGGACAUUAACAAUGGGAACGGGACGUCCCAUCACGCUCACCAGGGGGCGAGGAGCCCGCCCGAGGGUCAACCCCGCCUCGCCCUGGACCCCCACAAUUUCCCCGACCCCCUCGUAUAUCGACGGGCCGCUGUCCCGGGGGCCGAGUACUCUGAGUCGGAGCAGGAUGCAGCCGCCUCGGACCUCAGUGACUUUGUCCAAGUCGAAGGAUCCUCCUUCUGCAGCGAGAGCGACUUCGACCACUGCUCGCUCACCUCGUCGGUCGAGAGCUUCUACGGCCCCUCCUCCCGCCACAGCCACAGCCACCACAACCCUAGUCAUCAAUCUCUCGGUCAGGGUCAGGGCUACCAGCACCGUCACCUCAUCAGCUCGUGUAAAGGACACUGCCCGGCCUCCAACACCCGCUUCACCACCAUGCUGCGCCACGAGCGGGAGAGGGCCCGCCAGGAGCUCCGGCAGAAACCCCCCCAGACACAGCAAACCAGACACGGGGGAAGGGGAGGGAGCGGAGGGGACCACCAUGCUCUACCCCCCUCGUCCCAAGCAGCCCAAACCCAGCAGGGGAUGUCCAAGCUGGCCUUCCUCGUCAGUCCUGUGCCUUUCCGGAGGAAAAAGGGUGAUUCUCCACCCACUUCGAGAAGGAGUAGUGGAGGUCGAAGUACCAGGCCCAAGUCUAAAGAAGCCGUCUAUGAAGCUUUGGAUGCGGCCUUGAGGGAUAUCUACGAACACAUCCAAGCGGAGCGAGGCCGGAGCGGCGCUAGGCAACCAGACGAUAGCAUCCUCCGGAGGCUACUGGCUGAGAUCCUCCCGGAUGUGCCCGAGAGGAGCUCCUCGUUACGGGGGCAGAGGGGGAGCCGCAAGGGGGGUCCCUCCUCGGGCUCCUUGUACCCCGACGGGAGUCCAGCGGUGUACGGCUCGUCGCCGCGGCUACAGUCGCCGCUAAGUGCCUGUUACAGUCGUCAUACCGACGCCUCCAAUAAUGACAACUAUGGAGAGGAGCCAGGCAACGGCAAUGCAGAGCAGGAUGCCUCCAGGGGGUACAGCACAACCACCAGCGACGGGGGAGGGGGGCAGACCAGACGAGCCACCCCGGACAGAGAGGUCUCCCAUAAGCAGAUGACCCAACUCAUUCUCUUCUCUCUCCUCCAUCAGAAACAGCCUGCCAGAGCUAUAUAUGACUUUAAGGCACAGACCACUAAAGAGCUGACGUUCAAGAAGGGCGACGCGGUCAACAUCAUCAGACAGAUCGACAGCAACUGGUACGAGGGAGAGCACCGCGGACGACUGGGCAUCUUCCCCAUCUCCUACAUAGAGAAGAUGCUGUUGCCAGAGAAACAGCAGCCAAUUAGGCCUCCUCCACCAGCACACGUCAAAAAGAUCGGGGAGGGGGUGGCCCGUUACAACUUCAACGCUGACACUAACGUGGAACUGUCGCUCCGCAAGGGUGAGCGGGUAGUCUUGCUGAGACAGGUGGACCAGAACUGGUACGAGGGGAAGAUUCCAGACACCAACAAGCAGGGCAUCUUCCCCGUGGCCUACAUAGACAUCGUCAAACGCUCGCCAUCCAAGAGCCCUGCCCCCUCCCACCACCCAGACCCACACGGCUACCCCAGCAACAGGACACCGGGCUCCACGCCCGCCAAGCCAUUCGACAGCUCUCCCACCCCCCCUUACCUCCAUCACCACCAUCCUCCUCGCUCCACGCCCCCCUCCCCCCACACCCCUCCUCCUGUGAAGACCCGCCGUCUGCAGGCCGCCCCCGGCGAGUGGCUCGUCCUCGGCUCCCCCUCCUCCGAUAGCCCCGUAUCACCCACGCCGUACCCCAUCCCCACGAGCCUCCUCCCUUUCCUGGAAGCUCAAGAACGGAGGGCCACCCCUCCCGCACCGCCCAAACGAGGGCUCACCCCUCCGCCCCGAAACGCAUCCAGUCGUCUCGCUGCCUCCAUCCCGGCUGUCAAGCAGUGGCUGUUUGACUUAGACUCCCCCCCCUCAGUCCCUCCGUUCUCUCCGCCCCCUCCUCCUGACUUCUCCUCUCCCUCCCCCGUGCUCGACUCCUUCCUGGGAUACCUCGAAGACAGGGGCCUAAGAGACAGUGAACAGAACGAACCACUGUCCCUAGCAGGCAGAGGGGGAUUCUUCUGCGCUGAACCCGAGCCGGCGGACACUCCCGCAGAUUUGUUGCCAUGGUACAGGCCAAGUGCUCAGCCAGUAUCCCUAGAACUAGAAACAGAACCCCUGUCUCUUCAGCAGCAAGUGGAAGAUCCCUAUGAUCAGUUGUUGUCUAUGAUCCUGGAUCAGCCCAUGUAUGACAAAGACGGGGGGGAGGUUCUCAGGCCGGCCGUGGAACCCCCGCACGUGGCACUGACCAACGAAUCACAGAGCAGGGUUAGCCUCGAGACGGAGUUUCAUAGGCCCGUGACUGCACAGCCCAUGUCCAUCACGCAGGACAGCCAAUCAAAAAGGGUGAAUAGGAGGACGGCGGGUUCUCAGAGGCCGAUGACGUUGUACAUUGAGGAAGAGGAGGAAGCUAUAGGAGGGGAAGAAGAAGAGGAGGAGGAAGAAGAAAGGAACAUUGAUGUAGACUGUGGUACUAUUACUGUCCACAGAGAGGGACUGAAAACAGAGGCUGAUGCCCGCUGUCACAGCACUUUGUGCAACCCGGCACAGUUAGAGCCCAUCACCCUCCUCCCUCCCCCCGUCUCUCCUCCCUCCUCACCAUCCCCCGCUUUUUACUCUGCCUCACAACCAGCUGAAGCCCUGGCUAUCUCUUCUUCCUCUCCUACACUGUCCCGUCUUUCUCCCCCUCCCCGAAUCCCCCUCUCCUCCACGCCACAGAUUGUGCCACCCUGCUCUCCUCCCCCCACUUCCCUCAUCUCUCCCGCUCACCUCUCCUCUCCUUCACCCUCCUCUCCACUUCUCACCUCUCCGCCUCCCACCACCUCACCCCUCCCUACCUCCCGCCCAUCCUCUACUCCUCCUCCCCCCACUUCUCACACCCCUCUCGCUUCCUCCCUUUUGGCCUCACAUCAACCCAUCCCACCCCUGGUCUCCCCUGCUCCCCCCCAUCCCUCUCCUCCGACCUCCCCCAUCCCUGAUACACAACAUGCGCUCCCUUUCUCCUCUUCUCCUCCUCCUCCUCCUCCUCUCUCUUCCUCUCCUUCUCCCUCCCCUCCACUCGUCCCCUUUCCAGAGCCCAGGUCCCCUAAGAUCAAGCCUCCCUUUAAGCACGACCUCCUCGCGGUCGACGGUAAACCCCCCCGUAGCCCUGUCGCGACCCGAAGGUCCUGUCUGUCGCCUGUUAGAGGUCGAAGGAGGUUUGUGCAGGAUUCGCUCCAUGGUGGAGGAGACCUGUUCCAGGCCCUGUACAACUAUCUGCCCCGUAACGAGGACGAGCUGGAGCUGAAGGAGGGGGACAUCGUGGAUGUCAUGGAGAAGUGCGACGACGGCUGGUUUGUCGGGACUUCCCGACGGAGCAAGCAGUUUGGAACCUUUCCAGGAAACUACGUCAAGAAACUGUAAUGAUGAAUCCGGUCCACCCCCGCACCCUCCUUACUUGGACCCUUCCAUCUCUAGCACAACCCAUAUUGGACACAACCAACCCGGAGUAAAGUUGCCCCCAGACACUGAUUUUGGUCAGUUUUGCACUUUCCCCACCAAUGGUUAAUUUAAGGUUAAGAUUGGGGGAGGUGGAGCUGACCCUAGGAUGACCUCACUACGACAGGUCAUCCAAGAAGCCUUGCUCAAGCAUGUGCGACAACGUCACAAAAAAAUAUUUUGUUUUAGCUCUAACUAGCCAACUCUAAAGGAGACUAUUCCACUAAUUAAACAAUUAUUUUCUAAAGGAUCGAGAAGCUGUAGAAGAAGAUCCAUACUUUUGAAUUCCUUUCACCUCAGAUACUGAAGGAAGGGUAGCCAAACAAGAUGGCCACCUUUAAAUGUUGACAUCUGCUUUUAUUUGAUUUAUUAGAUAUAUUUUAACCCAGUAAUGUAAUAACUUGCAUUGAUAAGUUGAUUGUGUAACAUUCAGAAAGGUCAAAUAUGGUAAAGAUAGAGUUAGAGAUGCCAAGUAAACUGCCACUCAGGAUUGCCUUGACUUCAACAUGUCAGCCAUCUUGGUUUUGGACAUGUUUUUUUCCCCUUUUUCCUCAGUGUUAAAUCAAUAGAGAACCCCCCCAUAAAUGUAAUACACCAACACAGGAACACUCACCUAUUUCUCUAGUGAAAAUGAUGAUGCAUGAUACCCGAAAGUGUUGCUGGAUACCACGGGAUAGGGUAAGAUGUGUUUGGAGGCAAAUGCAUUGCACCGGAAGGCUCUAGAUAUCUGCCCUCUAUGGGCCUACAGUCAAUUCCAGUUUCUCAUUUUAUAGUGUUUGCAAACUCUUAUAUGGGCGAGUUAUUUCAAAUGUGGAAUCGUCGAUAUUUUAUUUUUUAGCCCUUCUGUUUGAACAAUUACAGUACAUUUUGUACUUUAGAUGGGAAAUAAUAUUUAUAGAUUUGGGAUUUUAUUGAUCGAUGGAUUUGGCGAUUUAUCCUUAUUCUCACUUGAAAUGAAUGAGUAAACUACGGAUUUUACACGUGACAGCUAGAUUGGAUUGUCGAUAGGGCUUUAGGAGUUUGAUACCGUUGGAAAAACAUAUGCAAAAGCAACCCGUUUCCCCACUUUUCUUGUAUGUGAAGAUAUUUAUAGUGGGAAAAGUAUUGAAUAUUGAUAGGACGUCAUUUAGAUGUCUCCGUCCAUAAAUAUAACUUUGGAUAGAGCAACAUAAGUUUCUCAGCUUACUUUGUGUACUUUCUUCUAGUUGAAGUGGCCUAAGGUAAAGUGUGCUUUUGGCUCAUUUCAACCACAGCAAAAUCCCCUUGCCAUGUUUAAGAUAACGAGACAAUAGCCUACAUUUGUUCCCAGUCAAGUCUGACAUUUACUUUUGUCAAUAUACAACAAACCUUCAGGUGUCAAUAACACAAGCCUCCUUUUUGAAAUUGUGUUAUUUUAUUCUAUGACGAGGUUUUCUUUAAGAUCGCUGUUGAAUACUGUAUUAGGAAUGACUUAGCUAAUGUUGUCGCCACAUUCAUUGCCUUUGUCCAAAUUGUAUGUUUUACUUCACUCUAAAUGAAUAUAAUCAGAUAAGCGGCGUAAUUUGAAUUAUAUAGUUAUCUUCCUGGCGUUGUUUUUUUUCUCUAGAUCAUUCUGACGGCGACCUUUUUACUGUCCGGAAUGAAUGAAACGAUUAGUGUCAAUGCAAUAGCUUGUUACAAUGUAUUUGAAUAACAUUUGUUAGGCAUACUUUUUGUGUUCAAUGAAUGUGAUUUUAAGAAUUUAUUUGGCCUUUUUUUCCCGUGUGUAAAUGAGUAUGUAUUCACAUAGGAAGGACACUGGCCGCAGAACAAUUGUUUAAGCACCUUAAUAUGUAAUUACUUUAUUUUUGGUUUCUGUCUUUGGUUGCUUUUGUUCUCGUUUAUUUUUCUCACCAUCCCCUUUUCAUUCACCCUUCCCUGGGUCGUGUUCAUUAGGGACCAAACAGAAGAAAGCUGACUACCUGGACAUGUCAAAUAAGAAAUGCAAAUGUUCGUGUUCUGUUGCAAACGUUUCCCGUUGCUAUCCCUAAUGAACACUACCCUGGCAUGUGAGAGCACUGCGUGUCUGUUGGUGCUGUUUUUUUUUUUUGUACGUCUUUUGUAUGCAGCUGUAAAUCGAUGACAUGAUCCACUGCUUUAUAAACUCUUAUUUUCUCACCCACCAUCCGUUUGGGUUGCCUUUUCUCUUUUCUCUCACAUUUUCACACCACCUUUUCCUACAUCCACCUCAAUCGCCCCAAACAGCCAUACAGUAUGCAAAAAAAAAA
This is a messenger RNA of Oncorhynchus mykiss (rainbow trout), 9763 nucleotides long. NCBI's taxonomy places the organism in Eukaryota, Metazoa, Chordata, Actinopteri, Salmoniformes, Salmonidae. The record is from RefSeq and is a predicted model, not a curated record.